CUCUCUCUCUCUCUCUGCCUUCAAUUCUUCGACCAAUCUGCCUAAGAGCGACAAUGAACGACCUUCUCAAGGAUUCUUCUGCAGCUUCGAAACUCAAGUCUCCAGGUGGAUUAGAUAUCGAAUUAGGAAUUCCCGCGGAGAGUUUCAAGUCAGAUUAUGGCAUGGAAGAUUUUUUUAAAGAGGUGAAAGAGGUAGAGGAUUUAAUGGAAAAGCUCAAUAUAAAUCUGAGGAAGCUUCAGGAAGCUAAUGAGGAGACAAAAUCGAUCACGAAAGCUUCUGCAAUGAGAGCAAUCAAGAAAAAAAUGCAAAGAGAGAUGGAUGAAGUAGGAAAGAUCUCACGGGCGAUCAAAAUUAAGUUAGAGGAAAUCGAUCAAGAUAAUUUAAGAAAUCGUAAGAAACCUGGUUGUGAAAAAGGAACAGCCGUUGACCGAUCAAGAUUGUCCAUGACAGUUACCCUGAAAAAAAAGUUGAAGGAUAGCGUAAAUGACUUUCAGAUUUUGAGACAAACUAUACAAGAUGAAUACAGAGACGUAAUCGAGAGAAGGGUCUUUACAGUCACUGGGACUAAGCCAAAUGAAGAGAUGAUUGAUCAACUCAUUGAAACUGGUGAUAGUGAGCAAAUAUUUCAGAAGGCUAUUAAUGAAAUGGGGAGAGGACAGGUGGUUGAUACCUUGGAGGAGAUUCAAGAAAGGCAUGAUGUUGUCAUGGAGAUCGAAAAAAAAUUAAUCGAGCUUCAACAGAUAUUUACAGACAUGGCACUUCUGGUUGAAUCACAAGGAGAGCUGUUAGAUAAUAUUGAAAACCAGGUAGCGAAUGCAGUUAACCACGUACAAAGUGGAACAGAAGCUCUCCAAAUCGCAAAAACCCUGCAGAAGAAAUCAAGAAAAUGCAUGAUGAUAGCUAUCAUCCUACUUCUAGUUAUUGCAGCCAUUAUUGUUCUCACAAUUGUUAAACCUUGGAAAUGA
Molecule: messenger RNA, 965 nt
Organism: Phalaenopsis equestris
Lineage: Eukaryota; Viridiplantae; Streptophyta; Magnoliopsida; Asparagales; Orchidaceae
Product: syntaxin-132-like
Exons: 13
Coding region: 54-965 (303 amino acids)
Biological process (GO): exocytosis; intracellular protein transport; vesicle fusion
Cellular component (GO): SNARE complex; endomembrane system; plasma membrane
Molecular function (GO): SNAP receptor activity; SNARE binding
Source: RefSeq, a predicted model, not a curated record